AGAGAAGCAACCAGAGAGGGAAUUAUAGAGCCACUGGAGAGAGAUUAUGAGAAAAGUGCAGAAUUCAGCUGGUGGAUCUUGCUGUGCUGCGGUUCGUAGCACAUCCAGCACACCACCUUCAGCUGGAGUCAGUCAUGUGCUGAGAUUUGGAGUUGUGGUCCUUAUCACUGGUACAGCAUUCAUGUUGUGUGCAUCUUUGGGUUCCUUCUACAUGUGGAAAGUCAGUGAUAAAAAUCAUCUCCCGUGGUGCUUUACUCAAAUUCUCAGUGUGUCAAAACUACAGAGGAUUUUGUUCCAAGGAAAUGUCUGCAAGGGGGUUUAUAAUGUUCGUUACAGCCUGAACAUCAACGGGGAGGCGACGGAGGGCUCCGUGGAAAUUGAUUCUGACAACAAUCUGCAGAGAUUUCAAACUGGGAGAGGAGCUGGGGAGGCUGUGGAGAUUCAUGACUUUCAAAUUGGAAUAACCGGAAUCCGCUUCUUCGGAGGAGACAAGUGCUAUAUAAAAUCCCAUAUCAAAGCAAACCUCCCGCUCAUGGGAGCACACAACAAAGACACGCUGAUGUUUGACCUGACAGAUGAAUUAAUGCCUGUGAGGUUCGAUGAGGAGUUCCUUAUAUGGGUUGCAGCAAAGCAGUCGCUGAAGAACAGCACAUUCUUGAGCUACAGAAUUCUGGAUCUUUGUGGGGAACUUCCCAUUUUUUGGCUCCAACCCAUGUACCCUAAAGAUGGGAAGAGGAAAAAGAGAGGCAUGCAGCGAGCCAAACGGCAGUUAAACAUGCCGGAGAUCAAGGCAACCAAUGAGGAGAGGGACCUGAUGAGUGAGCAGGAGACUGUGGAUGAAGGGCAGUCAGCUGUGGGGUCAGGGUACAAUCCUGAAAACCCCUACCAUCACAGCGGAGAGGCCAGAGAAGAGAGUUCUAUGACCUUUGAUAACAUGCUGGACCACCAAGGAAUCUGCUGCUCAGAAUGCCAGCGCAGCUACACUCACUGUCAGCGAGUGUGCGAGCCUCUGCGUGGCUACUGGCCUUGGCCCUACAACUACAGAGGGUGUCAGGUGGCCUGUCGAGUCAUCAUGCCUUGUCGCUGGUGGGUAGCACGCAUUUUGGGUGUUGUGUAGCCUUUUCGUUUGGAAGGAGUAGUGCUUUUUUUUUCCAUUGCCAAAGGUCUUAAAUCUUAAUACUACUGCUGGAUAGCACAACUUGCAAAUGUUAGAAAUGUUCAUCUUUCUAGGCAUACUUUCAUCUUUAUGUACUGUAAAAUUGGAAUAUAUACUGUAGAUGUAAUCACAAAAUCACAAAUAAGCAGAACAUCUUUUCAUAGCUUGAUGCUGAAGCUUUAGUGCACUGUACUGUGUUAAAUAGAAGGCUUGGGACCAAAUCCAGAAUGCUCAGCUGAUCAUGCACCUUUUUCUGACUGAGUCGGCUUUCAAUAAAUUCUAAUUACAGUA
Messenger RNA from Girardinichthys multiradiatus, 1447 nucleotides. It is a transcript of the gene cnmd, whose product is annotated as chondromodulin. Lineage: Eukaryota; Metazoa; Chordata; Actinopteri; Cyprinodontiformes; Goodeidae. Gene Ontology annotation, biological process: negative regulation of angiogenesis; negative regulation of endothelial cell proliferation. The coding region runs from base 47 to 1117 and encodes 356 amino acids. The transcript has 8 exons. The record is from RefSeq and is a predicted model, not a curated record.